UUUACCUGGGGUAAAAUCAGUGUUAUGAACCCCCCUCAGGCUGUAGAUGUUUCCGUUUAGAUUGUAGCCCCUGGGGUUGUGUAUUAAGGCUGUAUUACGUACACUGCCUCUGUUCAUGUGUUACCUGGUGUAGGUAAACCUUCUACCUGUUCGCUGUUGUCAUUAAUGCCGCUUACCUUUUAUCAGGCUAUGCUUCACUGGGCCUGUGUUUAUGAAGUUGUUUGAGCCAUUUAUUCCCCUCUGACAUCCACAGGUGGAGGUCGAUACCUGUUGAAGUGUUACUCAGAGAAAUCUACCUGGAUACGCUAUAAACCUGGUCAUUUGUGCUGAUUGCAGUAAUUAAGAUUCACGCUUGGAGGUGGAAAUGCCAAGCUGUAAAGGGUUUGUUGUUGCUGAAGACAACACCUAGCUGAUUACUGGAGCUUUCGGAGUGAUGGAUGGUAAACCAACUCCCCAGAGACAUUGUACUAGCUGAUAACUGUGAGAGAGUGAGAGUUGCUUGUGGUAACAUGCUGUACCUGUCAUGAUGCGUAGGUGGAAACUCCUCAAGUCUGCCAUUGUCUGCUUGCUCCUUUGUGGAGUCUACUUCGUCUUUUCACUUUGGACACGAUGUGAUGUGAAUAAAAAAGACGACAAUUUUUUUAGGGACGAGAAUCGGCAGAUUGAUGGAGAGUUACAUUACCACAACAGAGGUGCUCAGUCUUUCAACAUGGUGGAAAAAAUGUCACAAGAAAAGGGACCAGUCAAAUAUCAGGAAAUUGAAUGUGUGAUCAAUGGGGAGUAUUCUGUUCAAGGGAGAAGAGAAGAAAAUGAAGUUUACUUCCCGUUUAGCUUUUUACAGAAAUACUUUGAGGUGUAUGGUAAAAUAGAAGAUUAUGAUGGCUAUGAGCGCUUUGAAUGGCAGCACAGUUACUCUAAAGUCUUCCCUCCCAAAGAGAAGUACAGUCCAGAUGGAGUUUUCAUGUCCUUUGAACAUUACAAUGUGGAGGUGCGCGAUCGGGUCAAGUGUAUCAGCGGAAUGGAAGCUGUGCCCCUGUCCACCCAGUGGGGCCCUCAGGGCUACUUCUACCCUAUCCAAAUAGCCCAAUAUGGCCUGAGCCAUUACAGCAAGUACUUGCGAGAUGGGAAGCCUGAUGUGGUAAUCCUGGAAGAUGGAGAAGAGGAGGAUGUGUCUGAUUGGACUGUACCAGAUCGCAAGUCACAAAUGGACAUCAUACGCGAUGGAACUCUGGAUACGAAUGUGAUCGAGUUCAAAACUUCAGAUUCAUUAAAGAGUCGUGGAAUAGUGAUGUCACUUGAUGAGGAGGCAGGCUACAUUUUUAAUGUUCAGAUGAAGUUCAUUACAAAUGGAAGCAUAUCUGUGACGCUAGAAACAAACAAUGGGGAUAGUAUGCGCAUUCAUUACGUGCAGAGCACAACCCUUAUGAUGUUCCACGGUAGAGAGAUUUUCUACGGCUUGGGCGAUCGCAGGAAAAAAUGGAGUCGUAUAACGCGAGAUCUCAUCAUAGAUCUUCAGAAAGGCUUGGCCUUGAAGUACGGCAAAUCCAAACGCAACCAGUUGAAGUCGGACUUCGUGAAACUGGUCAGUGUUUGUGUGCGGGGUCAUGGUUACAUCGACAACGUGACACUAUCAUCGUCAUCACAUCUGGACCAGUUUUAUGAUGCAGCUGAUUGGCUGGUGCGGCACCAGGAUAGCCGUGGCGGCUGGCCAAUCAUGGUGAAGCGUCGACUGGUACCCGAAGUGCUGGACUUACCACCGGGCUGGUAUUCAGCUAUGGCUCAGGGCCAAGCCAUCUCCCUUCUAAUCCGUGCCUACCUCAUGACAAAAGACCACAAGUACCUAGACGCUGCUCUGGACGCAACUAAACUUUACGAGAUCAGCAGCGAGCAGGGAGGUGUGCUGGCCAAGUUCGCAGGCGUCUAUGACUGGUACGAAGAAUACCCAACGACACCCAGUAGUUUUGUGCUGAACGGAUUUAUUUUCUCGCUGAUCGGUUUGUACGACCUGACCCAAGUGGCACCUUCAGACAAAGCCGAGCCGGCAGAACGCUUGUACAAUGCGGGCAUUCAAUCGCUCAAGUCUAUGCUGUUGUUGUUUGACACUGGUUCUGGUACGAUAUAUGACCUGCGCCAUUUCACACUGGGCAUGGCGCCUAAUCUGGCUCGGUGGGAUUACCACACAACGCACAUUAACCAGUUGUUAUUACUGGCCACCAUAGAAUCAGACCCUAUAUUCAGGACUACAGCUGACCGCUGGGUUGGCUACAUGAAAGGGCAUAGAGCAGCUCAUAACUGAACAUGAUGCCUUGGUGUAAGAUUACACGAAAUUUUAAUCCGACAUUGCUGCCCUCAUGACAUGCUGGAUUAUUUAUGAUUCAUUGUGAACUCAACCUGAGGAAGCAUACAUGUAUAUUAUUAAGCAUGCUGGUUGUGUCCAGACAUUUGUGUGCAUCUCUACACCAAGUUUGACUGUGUACAGGGUGUUCACAUGUGAUACAGUGAACUACUUCAAAAACGUGGAGGUGGUGAUGAAAGUUUGAAAAUGAUCACUGAAAUGUCAAGUGAUUUGUGUCAUCUCAGUUCUUCCUGGAACCAUAUUGUGAUCACAAAAAGCUACAGGAACUGUGGCUUCUGUUAGAAAAUUUAGCUCGGAAGUUUUUCUCUGCGUGUGUUUCUCAAAUCUUUUAGAGGAUAGAUCAUAACAGAUCUAUUUUACAUAUUCUGUUGGGGCAAGAACUUGUGUACAGAUUUUUUUUUGUAACAAAGCCUUGUGUCUUAUAAGAUGUAAAGACUUUGAAUAUUAAGGCUGUAUUAUGGUUGUUGAAUUAGUGCUAUUGAAGAUCGCUUCUGGAUGUGUCAGUUAGGAUUCAGACAGGAACAGUUAGUACAACCAUAUUGGAUAUCUGGACAAAAUAAGCAGCUAUUCCACAGAUGUCCUUUAUGCUAGACUGCACCAUUCCGUGUCUGAUAACUACAGACUUAAGUAUGUUUCUCACCAUGUAAAUUAUGAGAUUUUCAUCCCAAGUGCUACAUAAGACAUGAACUCAUUAAUUACGGUAUUUGAUACCCAUGGGAUUAGUAUAGUCUUUUGUUUUCUGUCUCAAAUACAAAUGAAAUAAUUGUACGUUUUUCAUUGAUGGCCAUAUGGAUAUUGGAAGAUGUGAUGAUGUUGCUGGGUGUAAAAAUCUUUCAAACCUAUGAAUCAGAAUUACAUAUAAAUGAGAAUUAACUGUCAUGACUCAUCUGAUAAACAAAGAACAAUGUAUUCGCUGAGCAAACUUGUAAAAUUUAACAAUCUUGCACUAAGGCUAUAUAUAUGUGUUUCGCAAAUUUAUCACCUUGCAUUUGGACUACUCCAGUUAUGCUUCCUUGGAUGAGAGGUCUGGAAUGAGCUGAGAAAGCUCCAAAAUUUAAGAUUUCAAACUGCAAAAUUUCAAGAUCAGCAAUCUUUCAGAGAAUGACUCCAGAAGUACAGCUCUGGGACAUCAUGCAAUUUUAGUGUAUUUUUGCAGGCACAUAAUUUUACAACACCUGCAUAUGCGUGUAAAUUGACUCCUACUAAAAAUACAACAUAAUGGAUGACGGUCCUACAAGUAUUUAGCACACAAACAGCAAAGUUCAGCCUAAUAGAAUCUACACAUGUUUAAUCAGUUUAAGAUACACUACAGUUAUCCACAUGGACAUUUGACUGUAUGUGAUGAUUUCUGGGACUAUGAAAUAAGCUUGCUACAGGUUAUAUUUCGAUUUAAGUUAUACUCUGUGAGAGGUUAUAUUAUUGCCGUGUUGGGUAUGUUAUGGCCUAGCAGGUUCUAUCAUGGCCUUUCCAGGUUAUAUUGUUACUGUGUAGGUGAUGUUACAUCCUUUCCAGGUUAUGCCAUUACCCUGUAGGUAAUAUUAUAGCCUUCCCAGGUUAUUUCAUUACCCUGUAGGUAAUAUUACAGCCUUCCCAGGUUAUUUCAUUACCCUGUAGGUAAUAUUAC
This is a messenger RNA of Liolophura sinensis, 3980 nucleotides long. RefSeq names its product D-glucuronyl C5-epimerase-like. Gene Ontology annotation, molecular function: heparosan-N-sulfate-glucuronate 5-epimerase activity. The transcript is spliced from 7 exons. The record is from RefSeq and is a predicted model, not a curated record. Gene Ontology annotation, biological process: heparan sulfate proteoglycan biosynthetic process; carbohydrate metabolic process. Lineage: Eukaryota; Metazoa; Mollusca; Polyplacophora; Chitonida; Chitonidae. Gene Ontology annotation, cellular component: Golgi apparatus. Bases 524 to 2296 code for a protein of 590 amino acids.